Haliaeetus leucocephalus (bald eagle) is the source of this 738-nucleotide messenger RNA. RefSeq names its product tetraspanin-18-like. The coding region runs from base 1 to 738 and encodes 245 amino acids. The record is from RefSeq and is a predicted model, not a curated record. The transcript is spliced from 7 exons. Gene Ontology annotation, cellular component: membrane. Lineage: Eukaryota; Metazoa; Chordata; Aves; Accipitriformes; Accipitridae.
AUGGGUGUCUUGAGCUGCAUGAAGUACCUGAUGUUCAUCUUCAACGUGCUGGUGUUUGCUGGGGGGACGUGCCUGGCGGGCGUGGGGGUCUGGGUGGCCGUGGACCCGGCUGGUUUCCAGGACAUCGUGGCUGCCAAGCCUGUGCUGAGCGUGGGUGCCUACCUGCUGCUGGCCGUGGGCAUCGCCCUCUCGCUGCUGGGCUUCCUGGGGUGCUGCGGGGCCCUGCGCCGGAGCCGUCUGCUGCUGCUGGUGUUCUUCAUCCUCGUGAGCCUUGUCUUCAUCACGCAGCUCGUUGCGGGUGUUCUUUUCCUGGUGCACUGGAAACAGAUCCAGCCGGAGCUCUUCCUGUCCGAGCUGCGGAGUAACUACCGUGGGGAUGAGGGUCCUGAGGUCUUCUCCACUGCCUGGAACACGCUCAUGGUCACGGUGAGCAGCUGGGAGGCUCCUGGACCUGAAGACUUUGGGAAUGGCUCCCUCUUCCAGGAGCUGCACCCAGGGGCGCCCUGGCCGCAGGCAUGCUGCGCCCGGGAUGGACUCCUGCAGGCGGGGGAGCUGCUGGGCUGGGAGCAGUGCCGGGAGAGGAGCCCCGGCUACAUCCAUGAGCAGGGCUGCUUCUCCACCUUCGGCAGGACCCUGCAGAAGUACAUCUCUGUACCUGGGACUUGCAGCUUGGCCGUGCUGGGCAUUGAGAUCUUUGCCAUGUUCUUUGCUUUUUGCCUUUAUUACAACUUUGACUGA